UCUCCAACAGAGGCAAAGGGACAGGAGCUCAGGAUUGCACUUGUUGGGAAAACUGGAGCCGGGAAGAGCGCAGUGGGAAACACCAUCUUAGGGAGGAAGACUUUUAGAUCUAAGAUGUCCAUGUCCUCAGUGACAUCAGAGUGUCAGAAGGAAACAGGAGCUGUUGCUGGUCAAACACUGGCUGUUGUUGAUACUCCAGGUCUGUUUAAAACCGAAAAAAAAGAAAAGGUGGUCAAAGAAGAGCUCGCUAAAGCCAUCUCACUUGCUGCUCCUGGUCCUCAUGUGUUCCUGAUCGUGAUCCAGCUGAACAGAUUCACAAAAGAAGAACAAGAAACAGUGAAAAUCCUUCAGGAGGUGUUGGGAGAAAAUGCAGGAAAGUACACUGUGGCCUUGUUCACCCAUGGAGACGCCCUGAAGGAGGAGGGAGUCUCCAUAGAGACAUUGAUUAGUGAGAAUCAGCUUCUCCGUGACUUCAUCAGUCAGUGUGGUGGAGGUUACCAUGUGUUUGACAACAGAGACAAGGAUCUCCUUCAAGUCACUGAGCUGGUGAGAAAGAUCAACAGGAUGGUUCAGAGAAAUGGAGGAAACUGCUACACCAAUGUAAUGUUCGAAGCAGCUGAGAGAGCCAUAAGAGAAGAAAUGGAACGUCUGUGGAGAGAAAAUCCAGAUAUUGAUCAGGAAGAAGCAAGAAGACAGGCAGAGAGAAACAAUUCGUUUACUACAGGUGUUGGAUUCGCUGCUGGAGCAGCUGCUGGAGCAGCUGCUGGAGCUGCUGUUGGAUUAGCUGUUGGAGCAGCUGGAGCAGCUGGAGCAAGCAUUGCAAGUAGAGUGGGACCUUUAGUGGUAGCUAAAGCGGGAGCUGCAGUGGGAGCUGCAUAUAUGGCACUGAAUGAGAGGGCCUGCAUCAUACAGUGAUAUUCGAUAUUACUUAUCCAUUAGCUGCGGCUCAUAACAGGGAAUUGUCAUGGUAACAGUUUAAUCUUUAUUUUAGUGUAUGAUCUUUAUCAGCCUGUUGUUUUUCUUUGUUCACUUUAUUGAUUAUGAGCUUCUUCAUUAAUCAUUGACUGUUCAUCAUGUUAUUAAUGAGAAACCUUCUAAUCCUUUAAUGUAAAACGAUCAACGUCAUAUUUUGUAAUAGAAGCUGUAACAGACUUCAGACACACUGCACUUGUUUUGUUGAAUUAUACAUCAUUAAUCAAAAAGAAGAAACAAGAAUUUUCUGGUGUCGUCAGAGGAGGUGAUGUGAAAAAGGAAAGUUUUAAAAGGCUGGAAUUAAAAAGUCUGCAGAAAAGAACAGUGAGAUUUUGUUUCAUGUAUCUUCUUAUCAUUUACCUGUGUAAUAACAUGUUAAUAAAUAAAUAUUCCAAAUGAAAAUCUGUCUCAAGACUAUUAUUGUUCA
Messenger RNA from Seriola aureovittata, 1399 nucleotides. Its product is annotated as GTPase IMAP family member 9-like. Gene Ontology annotation, molecular function: GTP binding. The record is from RefSeq and is a predicted model, not a curated record. NCBI's taxonomy places the organism in Eukaryota, Metazoa, Chordata, Actinopteri, Carangiformes, Carangidae. The annotation marks the transcript as partial. The transcript has a single exon.